AUGUGGGCCGUGCUCUUUGGCGACAAUGAGAACGAAACGGGCAGCACGCACUCAAUUGAAGAGACCGUAAAGAUGCCAGUGUCUCCACAGCACUCGACCCCGCCCGCGACACCGUCACCCCUUCAAUCAUCAGCUCCGUCCACACCGCCGUCAUUUUUGUCUGAACAACGCGUCAACCCGGUAGUUGAUGCGAAAAGUACCAAAAGUGGCAGUGAGAAUGAUGACUCGGCCAUGAAAAUGUUGCUCAAACGUUUAAAUAAUCUGAUGGUUAAGGUGGGCGAGCAUGAAUUUGAAAAAAGAACGUUGGUGGAUCAGAUGGAGAAAGAACGUAAGAUAUUGACAGCCAAGAUAGCAGGAUUGGAGAAAGAGAUGGAGGACUUAAAAGACCAGAAUGUGCAGCUGCAGUACAAGGUUGAGUACACGUCGGAACCGAUGCUCAUGGAGCGAGUACAGGAUAUCACUGACAUGCGUGAUGCGUUGGCUGCAGUCAAGAAGCAGCUGGAGUUGGAGCUGCAGGAGAAGGACGUGGAGUUAAAGAAGCUUAAAGCUGCAGUGGCGACGAAGGACAAGGAGCAAUGUGAGCUCCGUGACGAUUAUCAAAAUCAAUUUGAAGAGCUAAUUGCCGAGCGCGAAGCGGCGAGGAAGGAGGCCGCUGAUGCAAUUCAAGUCGCAAGCAAGGUUGCUGGUGAAAAAUAUGAAGAGCAGUUAAGGGAAAAGGACAUGGCUCUUUCGACAAUUAUAGCUGAAAAAGCAAUGCUUGAAGCUUCUUUGACUGAAAAAGAGCAGGCUCUGUGUGACUCCAAAGCUGUAGCCGAAGACUUGAAGAGUAGUCUAGAUGAAGCUCAGACGCAGCGCAUGAUGGACGUAAAUGCUCUCGAGCAGCUUCAACUAGAGCUAGACAGGGUUUCUCAAGAAUACGAGAAGUUACAACGACUGAAGAUGGAAGGUCAACACGAAUUGGAGACUUUAGAGAAUCAGGUCAAAGAACACGAAGGAUUUGUAGCAAAAUCGGCUCAGGAGUUAGAGGAUUACAAGCACGAUUGUGUCGAGUUGUGGAAGAUAAACGAGGAGUUAAAGCAGCAAAUUGCUUCAAUGUCGGCGGAUACGAUUAAAAAUCAGGCAGAAUUACGCGAAAAAGCGCUUUCAGGUCAAUCUGUACUCGAAAACAAGGUUGUGGAUCUAGAGAAACAGCUUGAGGAAUUACAGGAAAAGCUUGAUUGCAAGAACCAGGAAGUCGCGAAGUUAGUCGAACUUGAUAACCGUACUCGGUAUGGCGACGAAGCAUCGAUUGAAAGUGACAGGCUUGCGGUGGUAGGAGGCGAUACUGACAUUAUCAGCGUUCUUACGGAGCAAGUUGCUACUGCUCAGCGCGAGCUCACCGAGGCAAUGGAAUUAAAUUUGCACCUAAAUAAUCGUAAUGCUUGGCUUGAAGAGCAGUAUCAGAUGCUUUCAUCAGUGCAGUCUGAAGGGGAUGAGGAACAUGAAGAAGCAGGUAUCGCCAAACCUUCGCCGGAGAAGCGUAUCAUGCUGUUGGAGCAAGAGCUUCAAGAGGUGAGACGUGCUGCCAACGAAAAGGCAGAGCACAUUUCGAAUCUAGAGCAUAACUGUAGUGCCCUCUCAACUGAGUUUGACCGUCUUCAUUCCGCCCACGAUGAGCUGAUCAAGGUUAAGCAAAUUGACGAAGAAGCACUGAACACUUUGAAGCAAGAGAUUGAAUUACUCCGCGCCUCUCAAACUGACGCGGUUGAAAAAGGUCACGAACUUUUUUUGAAGGAGCAAGAAAUUGCCAAGCUGGGUUGUGAGAUCAAACGCCUUCAGAAUAUUGAAAACCAGUUGCAGCAUUUGCAUGAAAAAUUUCGUAAGGCGCAGACUGAUCUCGCGGAAACUCAAGGCGCUAAUGCAAUCUUGCAGCAAGAGCUUGCCGCGCUACAAGAUAUUGCUGUUGCUGCCUCAAAAAGUGAUGAGAAGGUGGCUUUAAUACAAAAUGAGCUAAGCCAGGCUCGAUCUGAAAAGGAUGCGAUUGUGAAUCAGUUGACGCAGUCGGAGGCUUCCGUCAAUGAGCUGAAACUUAAAAUUCAAGAAUUUGAGUGUACUGUGAACAACCAGAAGAUUGAAAUAAAGUCGUUGGAGCAACAGCUUCAGAACUUGCAAGAUAUGGCUCAGGAAAAUAUGGAAAAUUCGUUUGAACUUCAAUCCAGCCUAGAGACUACGAUGGAGGAUUUGGCGAAUGCUCAAGCUCAUUUGCGAACCGAGCAAGAAAACUGUGCUAGCUUGCGGCAGUCCAUUGCAGAGAUAGAACAGUCGUCCAUUCCUCGCGCUGAUUUGGAUCGUGCUCAGAGAGAGAUUGCACAACUGGAACAACAAAUUAGCCAAUUUCACAGUAAGGAGCAGUCAUUAGAGCAGCAAUUGCUGGAGGCAGAACACUCGAAGAAUGCGAUUGCUGCAGAUUUACAGACUGCUUUGUCAGAACGAGUCGCUGCCGAACAAGAGCAAAAAAGGCUUCAGGAAUUCUAUGAACAUAAACUUUCUUCUGCUCAAUCCUCUUUGAACGAGCUGCAAUGCGCGAACGAUGAUCUGUCGAGGUCAAUGGAACAGUCGCAGGCAAAGGCAACGCAAGCUGAGGAGCAACUUAAUGCGAUGCGCGCACACCAUAAUGAAGUGCAAAAAAAGCUUGAGACUCUCACGAAAAAAAAUCUUUCGUUAAUCUCGGAAAUUCAAAGCAUGCGUGAUGAAAUUGAGAAGCAGCAGCAGGUGUCACGUAGUCAAGUCGCACAACUUAAGUCAGAACAUGCCGAUGUCCAGCGUCAAUUGGCAGAGACCACCCAAAGGCUUCAAAGUAAGGAUGCCGAGCUCGCUGCAGAAUCACAACGCAACCAAUCUAAUGUGGCUCAGCAUAAAGAUCUUCUUGAUCGCUACAAGGCUGAAAAAAUGUCUUCGGACCAGCAGUUAGCACAGUUAAAUGGCGAGUGCGAGAAUCUUCGCCAAGCUCACAAUGAAAGUACUUCGGCAAUGAAGCGUUCUCAGCAUGAGCUAGAGCAGAUUCGCGCACAGCUAGCUGCGAUGCAGCAAGAAAAGUAUUCACUUGAAACAGAACUAGGCCAGCUUCGCGGAUUGAACGAUGAAAAAGCGCAUCUAAUUCAGACAAUGGACGAGUACAAGCGUGUGAAUCAGCGACUGGAGGGAACGAACCGUGAGCUUGAAGGAUUGCUGCAGAAAUCGAAGGCAUAUUGUGAGGAUCUGUCUCGCGAAAGUGACAAGAAGGUCAGCCGCAUUCAAGAAUUUGCUCGUCACGUGGAACAGGAAGCACGAGAUGAAAUUGACCGCAUUGUUAACGAAAAUAAUAUGCUUCGGGAUGAGCUGGAGCAACUCGCUCAGGCGCGUUUUGACGAAACUAAUGCACACGACGAGCUUCGCGUAAAGCUUGCGGAGCUGCAAGCCGAGAACAACGUCUUGUCAGCGCGUGCGCAUCGUCUCACGCAGCAGCUGUCACAAUACACCGACCUUCCGGAUGAUGACGAGCUAGCUGCCGCGGGGCAAGGCCAGGCGCCCGAUUUGUGGGAGCUGCUGUCCUCGGGUAUGGAGCAGCUUAAGGCUGACCUUGAGCUUGCAAGCAAAUACGCGGCUAGUAUUGACGCUAGCAGCGUAGACGGCGGUAUUGGAGACGAUUCGUUUACUGUUUCUAAUUAG
This is a messenger RNA of Plasmopara halstedii, 3687 nucleotides long. RefSeq lists its product as uncharacterized. The coding region runs from base 1 to 3687 and encodes 1228 amino acids. NCBI's taxonomy places the organism in Eukaryota, Oomycota, Peronosporomycetes, Peronosporales, Peronosporaceae. The transcript is spliced from 3 exons. The record is from RefSeq and is a predicted model, not a curated record.